This is a messenger RNA of Periconia digitata, 328 nucleotides long. The record is from the annotation of a GenBank genome assembly. NCBI's taxonomy places the organism in Eukaryota, Fungi, Ascomycota, Dothideomycetes, Pleosporales, Periconiaceae.
CCAAUGCCUGGUCUCCAUUGGCCCGUCGCCCACGCCUCUUCUCCCAAACCACGUCCAAUCCACCACCAUGGACCCCAGACGCCCUCCGUCAUAUCACGCACCACCAUCAACCACUGACCAGACCACCACACUCAACAAGAGACAGUCCCCCAGGCUGCUGCGCCCCUUGGCCUCCUAUCUCAGUCCGCAUCCAGCUCUCUCGCUGCCGCCAACCCUCCACCAACCAGCCCGCGUUCCCUGUGCGCCGCCCUGCCAAGGUCCAUACCGCGUUCAACUUACCGUCCAUCUGCCGCACAAUCCCGCCAAGCAUCGUAGGGCAGCUUUCUGA